AUGACGGUGACGUGUCCUCCCGGACAAUAUGAACGUAUCAUGCGGGAGGCACGCCAAAAGAUAAACCUCGAAGAUCUUGGCAUUAAAAAUGGAGUCAAGAUCAAGAGGGCCAUCACGGGGGCCCUCAUGUACGAGGUGCCGGGGGCAAGAAGCCAGGAGCUAGCCGAUAGUCUGGCAAGGAGACUAAAGGCAGCCCUGGCAGACAAGGAGGGAGUCAGGGUGCAACGCCCCACUAAGUCAGCGGAGAUCCGAAUUAGAGGACUGGACGACUCGGUGACUCCCUCCGACGUGAGGAAUGCAGUCUCCAAUGAAGGAGGCUGCGAAGAGGAGGAAGUGUGGGAGAAAUGA
Molecule: messenger RNA, 348 nt
Organism: Nylanderia fulva
Lineage: Eukaryota; Metazoa; Arthropoda; Insecta; Hymenoptera; Formicidae
Source: RefSeq, a predicted model, not a curated record